UGGAUGGGGAAAUGAAUCCAAAAAUAUCGGACUUUGGUCUGGCAAAGAUAGUUAAAGACAGGGAAAUGGAAGCUAGCACCAAUAGAGUCAUUGGAACAUAUGGCUAUAUGGCUCCGGAGUAUGCACUAGAGGGCUUGUUUUCCGUUAAGUCWGACGUUUUUAGCUUUGGAGUCGUUGUUCUGGAAAUCAUCAGUGGAAAAAAGAACACAGGAUUUUCUAAAUCCCACCAGACGAUAAAUCUUUUAGGUUACGGAUGGAGUUUGUGGAAAGAAGAUAGGCCAAUUGACAUGAUGGAUCAAAAGCUAGUAGAAUCUAGCAAUUCAAUUGAGGUAUUGAAGUGCAUAAUUGUUGGUCUAUUGUGUGUGCAAGAAGAUCCUGGAGAUCGUCCCACCAUGAYGAAUGUAGUUUUGAUGCUUGCUGGUGAUAUUUCAAGCCUUCCAACUCCAAAACAACCAGCUUUUGUUGCRAGAAGAACAGAGUCCAGCUCUUCUUCUUCUUCCUAUAAACCAGAUCAGACACAUACCAGCAACAGCUUAACUAUCACUCUCCAAGAAGGCCGAUAAUGGAAGUUGGCUAUACAUGUUAUUUCUAUAUUCCAAAURGAUCACACCUUCUAGUUUUGGUAACCAUGAGAACUUUGUCUCUCUAUGUUCUAUCGMUUARWCCGUGAUGGUCACWUAGUUAAUUAAACUUCAUCUUUUCACWAUCGUGUACAUUUCAAGAUGCACUUGAAGGUGUGGCACUUUACAGAAAAAGUUAUCUGGGUCCAAGAACWAUGGUGCUUGAAAAUGAGGGGGAWAUUGAAGAAAGAAUUUCUCAUCUUUUAACAAAAGGUUCAUGCAAGAAUAAAAGACUAUAAAACUAGACACUUUAAGCGA
Cynara cardunculus var. scolymus (artichoke) is the source of this 878-nucleotide messenger RNA. RefSeq names its product G-type lectin S-receptor-like serine/threonine-protein kinase At4g03230. Gene Ontology annotation, molecular function: protein serine/threonine kinase activity; ATP binding. Lineage: Eukaryota; Viridiplantae; Streptophyta; Magnoliopsida; Asterales; Asteraceae. The transcript is spliced from 3 exons. Gene Ontology annotation, biological process: protein phosphorylation. The coding region runs from base 12 to 563 and encodes 183 amino acids. The record is from RefSeq and is a predicted model, not a curated record.